Molecule: messenger RNA, 1994 nt
Organism: Coffea arabica (coffee)
Lineage: Eukaryota; Viridiplantae; Streptophyta; Magnoliopsida; Gentianales; Rubiaceae
Source: RefSeq, a predicted model, not a curated record
CCCUUACCUAAGUAACAGUAGGAAGUUUUCCCAAAGCUUCUAUUUCUCAUUCAGAUGUCAGAAAAAGAUGAAGCAAAACUACUAACUAAUCCUUCUUACAUCUGAAUGGACUUCUUGAAAUUCAGAGACAAAUCGAGACUGUCAAACAAACAAGAUAAUUUACUUAGACAGACGUACAUACAAUUACGUUGAUCUUCAGGAACAAAAAAUAUGGAUGAAUCAGGUAGCUUUACUUUGUGGAAGAUCAUUAGGUAUGAAUAUGUUAGAUGCCUGUGACUCGAUUGAAAUCUUAUAACCCAAGAAAAGAAACAAGGAAAACAAGUCUACAACCUUUCAACAUUACAAAUUCGCAUUAUCUGCAAUAACACUCGUUUAAUCGGAAAUGUCGAGCAGUGGAAAACCCCUCCCGUCAACAACGCUGCCCCGCCUGCCCAUUAUGACAUUCGGAGAGCCCUGGCCGGACUUGAAUGAUGGCUUAACAUACCGUGACCUCAUUCCACCUCCUCACGCUGGUCUUUACCAGCCCUCCGAAUCCUUCACUUAUAUGAGGCUAGUAAUGUUUUUGGCACUCCUGACAAUUUUUCGUUCUUUAUUUUUUAUUUUUUGGCUGCCCAACAAUUUAACAGGUUUGACAGUGAUCGAGUACUACUCCAAAAAGUACAAGAAUUCAGCUCCCGUUCAGGGUUGGUUGCAGAGAAUAAAGAACAAACAGAUUAAGGUUGAUGGUGCUGUUAUCACUGAUCCCAACACAAUCCUCAGAGCUGGCUCAGAACUCGUCUAUCACCGGCUUCCUUGGAAAGAGCCUCAUGCACCUUACCUCCUAGAGGUCCUGUUUGAAGACAAUGAUCUGAUUGCUCUUAAUAAACCCUCCGGUCUUCAAGUUCUUCCUGGAGGACUCUUCCAGCAGCGGACUGUAUUGUCACAACUUGAGUGGCGCGCAAACAAGGGAACUUCUUCAUGUAAACAACCACAUGCUGUACCUGUUCAUCGCCUUGGAAGGGGCACAUCAGGAGUAUUGCUUUGUGCAAAGACAAAGUUGGCAAAAUCUUGCCUUGCAGCAUACUUUGCUGAUGGGACAUCAGCUGUCGGGAAUGAAAGUUGCAACAAUGCACGAUUCAAUUCAACAAGGAAAAUUUCAAAAUUUUACCGUGCUUUAGUAAAUGGGAUAAUUGAUCAGGAUCAGGUUGUUAUAGACCAGCCAAUUGGAUUGGUUAAAUAUCCUGGUGUAGCCAAAGGGCUGUAUGUUGCUUCUGCUUCAGGGAAACUGGCUCUGAGCAAGGUUAGCAUUCUGGAAAGGAAUGUGAAGAAUAGUUCCACAUUGGUCCAGGUGGAAAUUCAAUCUGGAAGGCCGCACCAGAUACGUAUUCACCUUUCUUUCAUUGGGCACCCAUUGCUAGGUGAUCCUCUUUAUGUUGCUGGGGGCCAACCAAGUUGCUUUGAUCCUGAAUUCAUAGAUGAAAGCUUUGCUCAGGAUGGAGGAUAUCAGAGACCUGAGAAUCCAGUUCCAGGGGACUGCGGAUAUCAUCUGCAUGCACAUCAGUUGUUUCUUGCUCACCCCACUACACAUGAGCCGAUCAAGAUUGUCGCACCACUUCCCUCUAUUUUGCAGACAGAGGAGGAAGAGUGCAGAAGUUGAUAUUGGAAAUGAGCCGAUGAACCUCUCUGUCUAAAGGCUGGUCUACUAUUAUUAUCACUCCGGAGAAUGAGUAGCUUGUCAAUUCCAACUCUUGUUAUGGCUUGUCGGCGAAUUGGAUAAAGUUAACAUAUACUGUAGUAAGUUUCUGCUGAUGAUGGUAUGCUAUCGGUUGCUUCAUUGAUGACGUCACCCUCUGCUGAAAUAGUCCCAGUCGGCAAACCUCCCAUUAAAUGCUGGUUUUCCUUUCUUUUUUGUAUUUGCUAAAUUCCUGAAUUUUCUGCUCCUGCUUCAUCAUUACAUACACCUUUAAAUUCUUUCAUAUAUACAUACCCAAAGCAACCAACUGAUACUACUCUUC